Osmia bicornis bicornis is the source of this 1560-nucleotide messenger RNA. Its product is annotated as putative nuclease HARBI1. The transcript has 5 exons. The coding region runs from base 321 to 1481 and encodes 386 amino acids. Lineage: Eukaryota; Metazoa; Arthropoda; Insecta; Hymenoptera; Megachilidae. The record is from RefSeq and is a predicted model, not a curated record.
GUGAACGUAGAAAGGGACAGACAGGGCGGUAUUCACAGUCGCAACUUAUUUCUAAGCUGGGCUUAAACACGUGCUUAAGACGUCGGCUAGAUUCACAGUCGCCGAAUAAGCAACAUCUUAAGUCUGAGGUUAAACAUUUGCUUAGAAAAGUAAAUGCUUAUUGGUGUAGAUUCACAGUCGAUGCUUAAUACCGUUUUAAGAUCUUAUGAAUUCAUAGUCGAAUAAGUCCGCCUUAUUUGUAGAAAACGAGUUCUUAUUUGGCUUUAUUGAGGUUAGAUUUUUAAGUCGACGAUAUUGAGGACUUAAGCACGCGUUUGAAGAUGUUAUUGUGGUGUAUUAAACAAUUUAUUUUGAUUAAAUACAAAAUGAACUUCGAGGAUAUCGAUGAUAUCGAGGACAUUGAAGACAUUGAGGACAUUGAGGACAUUGAGGACAUCCAGAAUGAACAUCCAGAAAUAUCAAGGCGAUACAUUCGAGACGGGAGUGAUCCGUUUGAUUGUUUUGACGAGGAAGAAUUCCGUAGACGCUACCGUUUCACGAAAGACUCUGUUUUAAAUGGAAUUUUGCCUAAAAUUGAAGCAGGGCUACAUAAAAGUAAUAAUCGCGGUUUACCGAUCCCUCCUGCGAUGCAGCUCUUAAUUUGUUUGCGGUAUUAUGCUACUGCAAGUUUUCAACUUAUUCUGGGAGAUACGAUGAAUGUUUCUCAGCCCACAGUCUCCCGCAUAGUAUUUAGGGUGAGUUCAUUAAUAGGCAGUCUGAUGACGGAGUAUAUUAAGUUUCCCAGGGAUCCGGACAAUUCCACUCAAAAUCGCAGGUUAUUCAAUAAUCUGGGAUACGGAAACAGAGCUAUUGGUUUACCAGGUGUGGAUGGCGCUAUUGAUUGCACCCACAUUAGAUUAACAGCAUCCAGAUUCAACAACAUGGAAGAAAUGUACCGGAAUAGAAAAGGAUAUUUUUCAUUGAAUGUUCAGGCUGUCGUGGGUCCUUGUAUGGAAUUUUUGGAUAUCGUACCAGAGUGGCCUGGCAGUGCUCAUGAUAGCAGAAUUUUUCGUACAUCCCGAUUACACAUGCGAUAUGUGACGGGAGAAUUAGAUGGAAUCCUUGUCGGGGAUGGUGGAUAUCCAUGUCUGCCUUUUCUUAUGACACCCCUGCGGAAUCCCCAGUCUGAAGAAGAAAUAAGGUACAAUGAAAUCCAGAUCAGGACCCGACAAAUAGUAGAGAGAACGUUCGGUGUUUGGAAGCGCCGUUUUCCAUGUCUGUCAAGGGGUCUAACAACGAAGCUAUUAUGUUCCACAACAACGGUAGUUGCAUGUGCUGUGUUGCACAAUUUAGUCCUCAUUUUCAAUGACACUCUUGUUCAAGAAGAUGAAAUUGAAAUCGAAAAUGAAGAUGGUGAAGCAUUAUUGGGAAACAUGGAAAAUGAUAAUGGCGUUGAUGGAUUUUCUACACGUGAAGCACUCAUUGCCCGUAUGUUUAAUUAAGUACUUGCAAUGUAAUGUAAUAAGGGGUUUUUUAUGCCGUAAGGCUUUUUCCCCUUAUUGUGUCUAUCGAGCCAAUAAA